Drosophila suzukii is the source of this 2255-nucleotide messenger RNA. It is a transcript of the gene reb, whose product is annotated as rebuf. The record is from RefSeq and is a predicted model, not a curated record. Gene Ontology annotation, biological process: regulation of DNA-templated transcription. Gene Ontology annotation, molecular function: protein binding. Lineage: Eukaryota; Metazoa; Arthropoda; Insecta; Diptera; Drosophilidae.
GCUUGAGGCGAGCGGUUCUUGCGCGCGCUUCCCAACCGCCUAACAAUUUAACGCCCUAACAGCGAGAAGUUACUAACCCACAGCAGAGGCUCAGUAGAAGUCGUAAUCGCCAUCGUAAUCGUAAUCGUCGCGAGCGCAGAGUUCUGAGAGUGUUGUGCUUAUAGAGAUUGAAAGACAAAUCCAAAAAAAAAAAAAACAAAACAAUAAUAUUUAAAAUAAAAGAAAACAAAAAAACAGUACAUAGUUGAGGAGAAACCUGGCUGGUUGAUUGAUUGUGGGCGUUACAAGUACAAUUCUGUUUAGUACUUGGGAAUAAAUCCAGCAUCAAUCGGGGGACUUACGGAUACCCAUACAAAGCAUUGCACUUUGAAGCAGGAGGAAACGAAUCGAGCGAACAGACAGAAAUCAAGAUGAUUUCUCGCCGCAAGAUCAUAUCGCGUUCCCUGGACAAUUUGGAUGCCAUCGGGCAGGAGGAGCAGGAGGAAGACGUCUGGCACGAUCGCGAGAAGCUUUUCAGGGACCACAUCAAUGAGGUUCUGUCCAAGUGGGAGCAGAUCGACGACGAGAUCUGGGCCAAGAUAAUCGUCUUCGAGAAGAACCGACGUGUGGCCAAAGCCUACGCCCGCUCCUCUGUGAUAACCAUUAAUGGAUCCAAGAAUGGGUUCGAUGGAGUGCGCAUUGGCCUGAAUGGCUUCGAUAACCCCAUGCGCGAUGCGGAGACGAAGGUGAUCAAGAAGUCCAUCGGCGACGGAUUCAAGAUCAAAAUGGACGACACCGGCAACAUAUUCAUCAAGCGGUACGGCAAGAGCAGCAUUUACGUGAACAGCACCUCGCAGGGAAACGAGGAGACGGUAAUCGGUGGAGACAUAAUCCAAAUGCCGCAGAUGUCCCUCACCGCGGGCACCUCGGCCCGACUCUUCGACAUGAAGAAGUUCCAGACGAACAUAAAUCGCGAGUUUGCGCGCACCUAUCCGGAACGCGGAAGACUGGAGCGCCAGUGCCUGUCCGCCGUGUCGCUGGUCAAGUCGAACAACAAUCUAAUCAACUCCCCGGUCUGGAUACUCGUGGUCAACGUGGUGGCCAUGGACAUGCUGAGGAGUCGCCUCCAAGCCAUGCCCAAGUCCAUGGAUGCGAUGGGUGUGCGAGUUCCGCUGACGCACAGCAGCGAGGAUCCCUACUCCACCAUCGAGAGCCAGGUGGGAUUGAUCUAUCCCACGCCCGCCGCCUCGGAUGAUUCGCAGAACUCCCAGAAUUCCCAGAACUCGAGCCACUCCAGCAAGGGGCGUCGCAGCAUCUUCAGUGCCGCCUUCCUCAACGAGGGUCCAUAUGUGCCCAAGCCCGACUACGAGGCUGGCGGAUCGCUGAUGCCCAUUUAUGCGGACAAGAAGCGGCAGAAGAGCAGCGGGGCGCAGCAGAGGAAGAAGCAGGACGAUCCGUACUACUGCGGCCUGCUGGCGCGGAUCCCCAACUUCAUCAAGUCCUCGAAGCAGCCGUGUCCCGGUGGAGCCAGCAAGCCCAAGAAGGAGCCGAAGGUCUCGCGGAAGAUCUCGGCCCAGCAACAGCACCAGCAUCAGCAAUUCCUGCAGCCGGCACAGCCCAUUCCCAUCGCCACCUUCCACCACUCGUACUUCCCCUACAAACUGUAUCCCCCGCAGCACCGUCUCUCCCAGUCACAGAUGUCCCUCUGGGAUGCACGUAGUCUGAUCAGCGCACACGAAUGAUCAACCUGGCUGGCCCUAAUUUAUUCAUCGUCUAGUGUUAAUUCUACCAUUAUUUAGUCAAAGCCUACGAUUUAGUUUGGUCAGUGGAGGAUCCACAAAUCAUUGGAUCCCUGGAACACUGGAUCACCGUGGAGUGCAUUUCGCUCAGUUUUGUGAUAAAUGCAGCGAAGUGCAGCCAUUUAGCGGACGCACUUAAUACGCACUAACUCUAAUUAACCGCAAUUAACUUUAAGGCAAGCAGAGAGAUUUAUUGAUUAUGCAAUUUGUAAUGAGUAAUUAAAAUUUUGCCAUAGUUUCUUAAAUCGUUUAAGACUGAGAGAAUGUCCUAGAGCCCACGAAAAGCGCACGGAGAGAUUGCCUGAGAUUCAUUAGGGGGGGCUGAGAAUGUCAUAAGCAAAUUUAUUGCUACUUUAGGCGAGUUCGAUUUAUUGUUUUCUUAUUAUUUUUGCUGUACAUACAAUUCAUAUGUAAAUAAGUUCGAAUUAAAAACAUGUAAACGACAUUAGUGCGCAUUAAAAAUGUUUGGAAAGUCAA